CAGCAUCUUGUACUUGUGGCUCGACUUGUGGUGCAACUUGUGGUGACUUUGUCAUCUUGAGCUCUUUAGUGGCUGCAGAAGUCAGAUUUUGUAACUAUUUUAAACUCCAUUUUAAAGCAGCUAGAUCUAGCUUGCCUGGCUCUACCCCAUUAAAGAUGGAAGUCUAUGAAGUCAACAAGCACAAAGAAAAUGAUUACGACGUUCCAAUGCAAGAUCUAAGCAAGGAAGAUGACAACCAGGGCUAUUUCAAUAGCAAUUACAAUUACAAAUAUCAGCAUGCAGGCUCUUUCGUCGAAAGUAAAUCUGGAAGAGUCCUUUUGGUAAUUAUUAUCGUCAUCAUUCUACUUUCAUUUGGUAUCCUCAUGGGCUUAGCCAUAGCAACAUUGUAUGAAAUUGGUAAAGUUCAGUCCUGCGAUAGCAUGAAUGGGGCAGUUUUGGGAGCUGUGAGUAGUACAACCAGCAACAAUAAUAAUAAUGAUAACGAUAAUCAUAAUGAUAAUAAUCCGAUUUGUAGUUGCAGUGAGCUUGUGUAUGAAAUGCGUUUCAUGCAAGGUCAGCUUAACCAAGUGCUUAAUAAGACAGUGGCCUGCGCUGUAGAUGAUAACAGUGAGAUCUUAAAUGCAACUGAAACGCUUCUGAAAGCAACCGGAGAUUCUGCACAAAAGCUCAUUAACAUUGUCAAUACUCUCUCUAAUCUACAAGACACCAGUACCUCUACUGCUGGAGUGGCUAGUGACAUAUUACUAGUAGCAAAGCAGCUGUUAGUACUACACAAUGACUCAACUGCUUUACCUACCUCUUGUAAGCAAGUUAAGCAAGAGCAACCAAAUAGUCCAUCAGGUACUUAUAUACUCUCUACUGCUAGUGGAGAUGGAACAUAUGAAACUUACUGCAAUAUGGGGGAGCUGUGUGGUUCAGGAGGAGGAUGGACAAGACUAGCAUAUCUGGAUAUGACUGAUGCUACAGAAAAUUGUCCUUCAGCUUUGAGGCUCUAUCAAUCGGGUGGGGUUAGGUGCUGUGGUAGACCUGUCUCUGGUAUUGGUAGCUGUGCAUCAGUUCAGUUCCCAUCUAAUGGUAUCAGUUAUUCUCAGAUAUGUGGUAGAGUAACAGGAUAUCAGUUUGCAUCAACUGAUGCUACAGUCACUGGUAAUUUGAACUCUAACUACGUUGAUGGUGUUAGUAUCACUCGUGGGUCUCCUCGUAAACACGUCUGGACACUGAUAUCAGGCUGGAGCGAUACUCAUAAUGUCAAUCCAUGCCGAUGCAACCAGCAGCCUCAAGCUUUCAUUGGAAAUAAUUAUUUCUGUGAGUCUGGUAAUCCAACUUCCAAUACAGGCCAGACACUCUUUGUGAAUGAUCCACUCUGGGAUGGUCAAGGUUGUGGUUCUCUUGAACUUACUUGCUGCUCUGCUCCAGGGCUACCAUGGUUUCACAGAGACUAUGGUAGCACUACCACUACUGACUAUAUUGAGUUGAGGGUCUGUGGAGAUGAAUCUACUGCUAACGAAGAUGUUACUGUUGGUUUGUAUGAGAUUUAUGUUCAGUGAAACUUUAAAUUUGCUAAUUUUUUUUUGCUGAAUAUCCAGGUAUUAUAACUAAUACAUAAUUUGCUAACAUUUUUGUAUAUUUUUAUUUGUUGAAAACAAAUGCUGUUUAUUAUUACAAAGUAAAUAUUAACAGCUUAUGCAUAGUUUGAUACGCCAA
Molecule: messenger RNA, 1704 nt
Organism: Amphimedon queenslandica
Lineage: Eukaryota; Metazoa; Porifera; Demospongiae; Haplosclerida; Niphatidae
Exons: 2
Coding region: 156-1547 (463 amino acids)
Source: RefSeq, a predicted model, not a curated record